AGGUGCGAAUUCAAGAAUACAACACUACUUGGACUACAAAGGAACUUAUAAUUCAUGAAAGUUUUCAUAUUAUUAUUCAAUAUAUUUAUAAUUGCUGACAUAUCGACUUUGACCAAUUCGCUCGCUAAGUACGAUGCAUUGCUGUAAAUUUCUAGAUGAAAUAAAAUUGUACUGCUAUAAAUCUAUGAAUGUGAUGUUUUACUGCCCAAACUGACCACAACACUAACACAGUGGAUAUUGAAACUCAAAACAGUGAUGCUAUAUUGUCAGUUAAUAUGAUGGAUCAAAAGGAAACAAAGUAUAAUCAUAAGAGACUUUAAAAUGGAGGGGUGUGGUGAUGUAGUGAUUGCAGUUUCGGAUAAUGUAACUGCUGAAUCUAAAACAGCCAUGCCGUUCCAACAAAUAGCCGUUCAUCCCAUUGGGGAUGAUGCUUCAUGUACGGAAGAUUCUAAAAAGAAAGAAAAGUCACAGACAUCUCCUGUCAAGAAAAAGGAAUCUACAAAGGAAACGCAUCAUGCAAAUUCACCUACACCGAAAGCUACAGAACGAUGUGAAACUAGACUAUCGAUGACAUCCUCGACUGGAGAUACAUGUAGAAUAUGUCAUUGUGAUGUGUCUGAAUAUGAUACAACCUCACCAAUGAUAUCACCGUGCCUUUGUGCUGGGAGCAUGAAAUUUGUUCACCAAGCAUGUCUUCAGAAAUGGUUGAAAAAUUCGGACAAGAGAUCGUGUGAACUGUGUCACUUUCACUAUAAAAUGACAACAAAGCUAAAACCUUUUCCUAAAUGGGAGAGAUUACAGAUGUCCCGUGUGGAGAAAAGGAAGAUUACAUGUUCGGUAACAUUCCAUGUAAUAGCUAUUACCUGUGUUAUUUGGUCUCUUUAUGUAUUAAUAGACAGAACAACAGAAGAAGUAGAAAUGGGUGCAUUAAACUGGCCGUUCUGGACCAAGUUAAUUGUUGUUGCAAUUGGAUUUUUUGGCGGCCUUGUGUUUAUGUACGUUCAGUGUAAAAUGUAUUUACGAUACUGUCAAAAGUGGCGAUCGUAUAAUAGAAUUAUUCAUAUUGAAAAUUUGACAGAUGAGGAAAGGAUCAAAUUCAUCGAAUUAGCUGUGAUCAAGAAGAAAAUCCCAGAUGAAGAUCAUGGGGUCAGCAAUUUGGGAUUUGAAAUAGAUUCUCUGUGAUAAAUUUAUAAAAAAAAAUCCAUGUAUAAUUUAUAUUAUGUUGCAUAUAGUUGUUCAGGUAUGAACCAAAAAUGCCUUGAAAAUUUGUUAAUGCAAUGCAUCUAGUGUGACAGAAUUAUCUGUUAGAAACAAUUUAAACUUGAUUAUGAUGUUAAAAUAUGUUGUAUUACUGUAAAACAUUACUAUGCCACACUAAUGUAUUAUACCUUUGAGAAAUUGCAUUGACUAGGUGAUAUAAUUUUGUUCAAGUAUCCAGAAAUAUUUUUCACACAACUUUUGUCUUUUUUAGAUGACUUGAUACGUGGGGUCCUUUUUUCAAACUAUUUUUUUUGUAUAAAUAUCAAAGUAGAGACUAUUUAUUCUUUAUAAGCUCCGAAUAAUUACACAUACAUAUAGUGCUAUUUGUACAUGUUGUACUUGUUAUCACAAGUAUCAUUGACAAACUUAUUCACUUGAUAUAAAUAUACAUUUACAGCUACUCGGCCUGAAGGUCUUUAUGAUAACUUCAUCAAUGUAGGCUUAAUAUUUAAUUACAGCUAUUUAAGAACCAUUUGAUCAAAUUAAGCUGAUUUUCAUACAAACCAAAAUUCAAGAUGGUCAUAGAUUGUUUCUGAAUGGCUGAAACUGAGAAAUGAUAUUGUCUGGAAUCACUAACUUCAAGCUAAUUGAACAAUUGAAAUAUCAAUAUGGACCUAACAAUGUAAAUUUGGUGACGAAAUGAAAUCCACUUUAGAUUUUGUCUACAGUGGAAAUUAAAAUGAUGUUCAUGUAAACAACUUAAUCUUGGUAACUGUUUUACAUAAUGAAGUAACAUGCAUUGGUAACAGUUUUUUGAGGGGCCUGUGGGGGGGGUCUCAUCACAAUUCACGAGUAGAUUUUUUGGUCAAUCACGAUUCACAGAAAAUAAAUUUCCAUGAUCAUGGAUCAUGAAAAUAUGAAAAAAAAAUUGUAGAAAAACCAAUCACGAUAGCGAAAAUAUGCUAAUCCAUCAGGCCCCUCUUUUUUUUGGCCAGUCUAACAAAAUUUUAAUUAUACAUAUUUGUAUUUUGAUGUCAUUCUGAAAUCAAACAUGGCCCCCAUAACUUAUAACCUAACCAUAUUUAAAAUACAUAAAUGUAAAUAGCUUGGAUAUGUUGUACUGCAAAUCAUAUUUAUAAUAUGUGAUAUUCUUUCUUUAUACUUGUGAAUAAUAUUUACAAAAUAACAUAAUCAUCAUGUGCUAUCAUGAACGAAAAAUUUACAAAUUGCAUUUUGCAAAACACGUUAUUCUAGUCUUAAAAUGCCUGUGAUAAAAUUUUUAGCUGUAAUUAAUAAAUUUGAUCACAGAACCUCUUGCAGAUCUCUUUCAUUUUUAGUACAAUAUGUAGUACAUUCUAUAGAAUUGAAUUGUAUCAAAACUUGAUUUAAACAGUUGUGAAAUGACUUGGUUUUAUGAGUCAGAUAGUGAAAUUUGCCACUUUUUUAUUGGUGGGCACUUUGAUCUCUGUAACCAAUAAAUGAUGCCGUCAUAUUUCAAGAUUGUUGAAUUCCAUAUGAUUUUUAUUUUUCAACAUCCUGCCAAGAUUAUAAUGCACACAUUUGUGAAAUGUAAUAAGAAUUGUUAUGAUAAAUAAAUGGGUUUCAGUGUUUGGAAAAGAUCUAUUUUUGAAAUGUGUAUUAUUCUGUUGUUGAACAAAAAUGUGAGUUUUAAACAAUGUAAUCAUGAAUUUUUGUCAUAGAUGAAAUAAUUGCAUUAAUUUUUGAAUAUAUGUAAACUAUAUUGUUAACCUUAUAUGGCAUUACAAAAUAAACACACUAUCAGUCUGUAUGGUGUCUUAGAAAUAGAAUGUUAUUCUAAUUACUGAUAUCCAUAUACUGUAUAUAAAAUAUUUAAAAACAUAA
Messenger RNA from Mytilus trossulus (common blue mussel), 3063 nucleotides. RefSeq names its product E3 ubiquitin-protein ligase MARCHF8-like. The record is from RefSeq and is a predicted model, not a curated record. Gene Ontology annotation, biological process: protein polyubiquitination; antigen processing and presentation of peptide antigen via MHC class II; immune response. Gene Ontology annotation, cellular component: lysosome; cytoplasm; late endosome membrane. Gene Ontology annotation, molecular function: zinc ion binding; MHC protein binding; ubiquitin protein ligase activity. NCBI's taxonomy places the organism in Eukaryota, Metazoa, Mollusca, Bivalvia, Mytilida, Mytilidae. The transcript is spliced from 5 exons. Bases 322 to 1182 code for a protein of 286 amino acids.